Orbicella faveolata is the source of this 2172-nucleotide messenger RNA. RefSeq names its product 5'-3' exonuclease PLD3-like. Gene Ontology annotation, molecular function: catalytic activity. The record is from RefSeq and is a predicted model, not a curated record. NCBI's taxonomy places the organism in Eukaryota, Metazoa, Cnidaria, Anthozoa, Scleractinia, Merulinidae.
UAUUCGGAUUCCCAGACCCUAUGGCCGACCGCAGUGCUUCCUAUGUGUUAAUGAUGGAGCAAAAACCAGGUGUGAUUUUGUCAGCUAAACAAAAUGCAUCUAUGCGUCAACGAAGCAAAUGGCUGAUUGCAUUGGUUGUUUUCUUGGGGAUGUUAGCUGUCACCCUGGUCAUAUUGCAGUUCUGUAUCAAAGGAUCGAGCUCAAUCACGACAAAAGAUUCAAAUGCGAUCUCGCCCUACACGGGCGAUUGUACAAUCACGUUAGUGGAGAGCAUACCCGAAGGUGUUAAGUUUCCUGCUGGGUCCGUUCACAACCCUAGCAUUUACAAUGGUUGGAUGAAUCUUUUGAAGUCAGCAGAGGAGCAGAUCGACAUAGCAUCGUUUUACUGGACACUACAAGGAAGUGAUACCAAUACUUCUGACCCCAGUACACAGGAGGGAGAGAAUGUGUUUGAGGAAAUACAGGCCGCUGCAAAGAGAGGUGUCAAAAUCCGCAUUGUGCAGUCACCUCGAACUGACACAUUCCCAAGCUUGGACACAGUUUAUCUUUCCCAGAAAGGAUUGGCUGAUGUGCGCUGUUUGAACAUAACACGCUUAGUGGGCAGUGGUAUUCUACAUACAAAGAUGUGGCUUGUUGAUAGAAAACAUUUUUAUGUUGGCAGUGCAAAUCAAGACUGGAGAGCACUUACACAGGUGCAAGAGCUUGGCCUAAUGUCCUACAACUGCAGCUGUUUGGCAAAUGACAUGAGCAAGAUAUUUGAGGUGUACUGGGACCUAGCAAAGCCAAACUCUCAGAUCCCAGAUCCCUGGCCUGAUAAGUACAAAACAGGCAUUAAUGCAGAUUCUCCUGCACAAAUCAAAAUCAAUGGAUCGAACUCAGCUUCAAUUUAUUUGACGUCAUCUCCACCAAAAUUGUCUCCUCCUGGCCGCCAAGAUGAUCUGGCAGCCAUCUUACGAGUCAUCAACAGUGCAACAAAGUUUGUCUAUAUUUCUGUUAUGGAUUACUUUCCAACAACUCUCUACACAGAUCAAAGAACGUACUGGCCAGUUAUAGAUGAUGCUUUGAGAAAAGCAGCAUUUGAUCGUAAAGUGCAUGUGCGAUUGCUAGCCAGUUUGUGGAAUCACACUCGUUCUGAUAUGAAGUACUACCUUCGAUCUCUUGCUGCACUGAACAGAGCUAAUUAUGCUUCAGUUGAAGUGAGAUUAUACACUGUGUCUCCAUACACGAAGGAAAUUGUCUUCACUCGUGUCAAUCACAACAAGUUUAUGGUAACCGAGAGCGUAGCUUACGUCGGCACAUCUAACUGGUCAGCAGAUUACUUCUUGUACACUGGUGGUAUUGCCUACGUCAUAAAUGAAACAGAAACUGGUGACACAGUGCGCGCGCAGUUACAAGCCGUGUUCGAGAGAAACUGGUACUCAAACUUUACUACGCCAGUUUACUGUCAGUAUUGAAUACGAUAGCAAUAGACUACGAGUAGUCCCUCUUUCGCUUAGUGCGUCGUGCGAGACCGUAAAUAAACCGCAAGGGAAAAAUGGCCGCGUGAAAUCCUAGGGGCGAGACGCGAUUUCGGGCGGCCAUUUUAUUUUCUCACGGUUUUUCUUUCGCGUCACGCACGACGGACUAAUCAAAAGAGGGACUACUCGUAGUCUACGAUAGCAACAUCUACAUAACAAAGUUUUAUUAGACAAAUAGCUUUUGUAUGACCUGAAAUAACUGUUUUCCUGAAAAGUCGCGUUUUGGUGUAUCCGCCAGUAAUUUGAGAUGAGCUAACAAGCUUUACGCAUAUCAGCGAUAUUUUGUUGCUAAAAUGUGAGAGUUCGUCUCCGUCUGUUGAACCACUCGUAUUGUUCACUUCUACUGUGUUUGUUGUUUUUCUUUUCGUGUUCACGCGUGCGUUUUGCAAGGUCGUACGAAAAUCACAUUAUUUGAAAUAGUGACUUUAUUUGAAAUAGUGACAUUAUCCCAGAGGUAAUGGACCGGUAUUUGACCGUCUUUGAAGUAGUUUUCUCAGAUAACUUUUUGUAUAACAUAUUCAGUAUUUUGUGGCAAUCAGUUAGGUCUAAAUAAUUUUGUAAAUUCAUUAGAAAUUGGAAUUACCACAAGAGUAUUGUAAUUUUAUCACGAUUUCUUGGUGGAACUUAGAAGAAAUUAAAGUUUAGUGAAACUGAG